UCGCGCGCGUUGGGAUUCGGUGGUGCGAGAAAUGGGGAGGAGGAAGGUGGCGAUGAAGCGGAUCGAGGACAACAGCAGCCGGCAGGUUACCUUCUCGAAGCGGCGGAGCGGGCUGAUCAAGAAGGCGCGGGAGCUCUCCAUCCUCUGCGACGUCGAGAUCGCCCUCCUCGUCUUCUCCAGUCGCGGCAAGCAGUACGCGUUCUGCAGCGGCGACAGCUUGGCGGAGAUCCUUCAGCGUUACCGGAAUCAUUCUGAAGAAGCAGAGGGCUCCAAAGAUGCUAACAAGGGAUGCCCAUCUGCAGAAUCAAGCCUGCAAUCACCCUCGCAGCUGCUGCAGUUAGUUCAAAGAUACGUGGAGGGGCCAGAUGAUGACAAUGUCAGUGUGACCGAUCUUGUGCAAUUGGAAGAACAACUCGAUGCUGCUAUUGUGCAGACUCGACACAGAAAGACUCAGCUGAUGAUGGGUUCUGUCAUGGCUCUCCAGGAUGAGGAAAGGUUGCUGAGAGAAGAGAACGAACUACUGGAAAGGGAGAUAGCGUCCAUGACGUCGAAUGACGAACCCUCGAAUGAGGCAGCAAUAAGAUACCACGGGCUACAGGACAACCAGUCCGUUGACCAAUCUCAACAAGCUACUCUUAAUUUACUCCGAUAAUAAAGAAGGGGACGAGACGGCAAUGUCCGACUUCAAGGACCACGAAGCUGAUUGCAGUUGCAGCACACUUCAUGGUUCGACCAAGUGAAACUCUGCCGACAACCUCGCCCAAUAAAAACGCACGAGGUUGCCUGCUAUUUGAUUUUCUGUUAUGUUGUUGUCUCUAAGAUGCGAGAGGAUUUUGCGACUCAAUAAUUUCAAAUGUGGAUCUGUAGAGUGGUGGUGACGAGUGAUUCUCUUCCGAA
Molecule: messenger RNA, 897 nt
Organism: Rhodamnia argentea
Lineage: Eukaryota; Viridiplantae; Streptophyta; Magnoliopsida; Myrtales; Myrtaceae
Product: agamous-like MADS-box protein AGL31
Exons: 7
Coding region: 32-652 (206 amino acids)
Biological process (GO): positive regulation of transcription by RNA polymerase II
Cellular component (GO): nucleus
Molecular function (GO): protein dimerization activity; RNA polymerase II cis-regulatory region sequence-specific DNA binding; DNA-binding transcription factor activity, RNA polymerase II-specific
Source: RefSeq, a predicted model, not a curated record